Naegleria lovaniensis is the source of this 564-nucleotide messenger RNA. RefSeq lists its product as uncharacterized. Bases 1 to 564 code for a protein of 187 amino acids. The record is from RefSeq and is a predicted model, not a curated record. Lineage: Eukaryota; Heterolobosea; Eutetramitea; Acrasida; Naegleriidae. The transcript is spliced from 2 exons.
AUGCAAACACCCAACCCCGACCAUGACGAAUUAACUUCAUCUUUGUCAUCACUCGAGUAUAUUGUUCCGAGAAUUAAUUAUUCAAGCAAACGAGAAGCUCACAUUUCGGAGAUGUGUACACAAAUUUAUGAGAAGGUUCAACGAGAAUAUAAUUUGUAUUUAUCAUCGGAGUUUCAUGAUAUUCGUAAUUUGUUGAGCCAUAAUAACAGAAUGGCUCAUGGAGAUUGGAACAAGACCAACCAAAACAAGGACAUUUCAAGAAAAUAUGAAGAUUAUUCUCUUUCACAUCGAGAUACAUUUAAUUGGAAUCAAAUUAAGCAAGCUCUUAAACAUGAUUAUCCAAAUUUCACACAGUUUCAAACCAUCGAGGAGGCAAACGUGUUCAAUCCUCCUUCUGAAGAGGACGAAACACUCUCACAAAGCUUACCUCUUACAGCAGAGUAUUGGAGAAGAAGACAACAAGAACUGAGCACCACUGCUUCAUCUGAAACCAACAAAACAGAAGAUAUUCCCAAGUUAAGAAUCAAACACCGAAUUAAUGCACCACCCAAGAAGAGAAAAUAG